Cetraspora pellucida is the source of this 3900-nucleotide messenger RNA. NCBI's taxonomy places the organism in Eukaryota, Fungi, Glomeromycota, Glomeromycetes, Diversisporales, Gigasporaceae. The record is from the annotation of a GenBank genome assembly.
AUGCAUGAGGACGCCCAUCUAUGUAUUAAUAAAUACACUGAUAUUUUCCCCAAGAUUCAUUUCAGAGACUCCGAAAUCUUAGGACUUAAUUCAUACUUUGAAGCUAUCAAAGAACAACCAGGCGAUGGUGGUAGUGAUUUUAAAGGCAACGGUACCAACGGUACUCAUGGUGCUGCGCCAUUCACUCACAUUUUGCCAGCUACCUAUACUUUUGGAAUUUGGGGUCUCAUUUAUGCUUUACUCGGUGGAUUCGUUAUUUACCAAUGGUUCGAUUCAGCUGAAGAAGUCACCGUUAAGGGUGUUAAAUAUUAUCUUAUUCUCGCAAAUAUUGUAAACAUCGUUUGGCGAAUGGAUUAUUAUAUGUUAGAUUGCUUUGUUGCUGCAUGCGGCUUAUUAGCUUUGAUAUUUGUAUAUGUCAAUCUUGAACAUUAUCCCGCAAAAAAUAUUUAUGACCGUCUCUUUAUCCACUACCCAUUCACUAUCUAUCCUUCAUGGCUCAUAGUUGCUACUACACUCAACUUUUGGGUCGCAUUUAAGACUAUAGACACAGUAUUCUUUUCCACCAUUAUAAUUGCUGUAUUUGGACUUGUUGGUGUAUCAUUCGUUGAUUAUACUAAGCGCGAAGAUGUUAUCUUUGCUGGUACUCUUGCUUGGUCUCUUAUUGGUAUUGCCAUUAGACAAUAUAAAACAUUACCAAUUCUUAUUGCUGCCUCUGUAUCCUCCGGUCUUAUCGUUGGUGGAAUUUUGAGAGUUAUAGUUCAUCGAAUUGUCACUUGGUGGCAUUUACGUACUCAUUCACCUAGCAAUGUAGAACGAGCAGAACGAGGAGAACGAACAGGAACAGAACGAACUCCACUUUUACAAAAUAAUAAUACAAGAUACAACUCCGUGUUUCUCCGGGCUGCUCAAAUUUAUAAAUCUAUUCAGACCCAUUCAAAUGUUUUAUUCCAAUUAAGAAUUUUACCAAAAUUUUUGAUUACUAAAGUGCAGGAAAGCAUAAACAUUGGAUAUUAUAUAAAUGAGCAUUCACACAGAAAAAUAAUUGCAAUAAAAACAUCAACAACCUCGACCACUUGGGACCAAAUAGCACCAACACAGAUGAACAAUGAGGUGCUCAACGAAAGAACAUUUCGAACUCGUUCAAAAUCAGUUUCUCAUUCAACAAGUACUCACCAAACUGCAAAACUAAGUUGUACUAUUGAAGAUGAUAUUUCACUCAUCACUACUGAAGUACAAUCUUGGGAGACUACUUUAGAAAAAGCUAUUAAAGCCAUUGUUUCUAUUAAAGCUAAUCAUGUAAGAAGUUUUGAUACUGAGACUUCAGGCGAUUAUUCGGCUACAGGUUUUAUUGUUGACGCUGAAAGAGGUUUGAUCCUCUCAAAUCGUCAUGUAGUAUCACCAGCUCCUAUCGUAGCUCAAGCUGUCUUUACUAAUUAUGAAGAAGUAGAAUUAAAACCUAUAUACCGUGAUCCAAUUCAUGAUUUUGGUUUUCUUAAAUUUAAUCCUAAAAAAGUAAAAUUUAUGGAACUUGUUCAAAUACCUUUAAGUCCUGAAAGAGCAAAAGUAGGUUUAGAAAUUAGAGUCGUAGGUAAUGAUGCUGGUGAAAAAUUGUCAAUCUUAUCAGGUACCUUAGCUAGGCUUGAUAGGAGAGCACCAGAAUAUGGUGUUGGUGAAUAUAAUGAUUUCAAUACAUUUUAUUUGCAAGCUGCUUCAGGAACUAGUGGUGGUUCAUCUGGAAGUCCUGUCCUUGAUAUUGAUGGACAUGCCGUGGCCCUAAAUUCUGGUAGUGCUAGUAGAGCUGCUUCCAGUUUUUAUCUCCCUUUAGAUAGGGUGAAACGUGCUCUUCACUUCCUUCAAGAAGGAAAAAAUGUGCCUCGUGGUACCAUUCAAACUGAAUUUGAACAUAUGCCUUAUGAUGAACUCCGUCAUUUGGGUCUUGAUCCUAGUAUUGAAGAACAAGUUAGAGAAGAAUUUCCAGAUGAAACUGGUUUAUUGGUUGUUCGUGUAGUUUUACCCAAAGGUCUAGCUGAUAAUAUUUUAGUUCCGGGUGACAUAGUAAUUUCAGCUAAUAAAGUAACUGUCACCGAUUUUCUUGGUUUAUUUUCUCUUAUUGAUGAUUCUAUCGGUGAAGAAAUUCGUCUCACUAUAUGUCGUAAUAAAGUAAUUGAAGAAGUUACUGUCCGUGUACAAGAUCUUCAUGAUAUUACACCAAAUAGAUUUGUAGAAAUUGGUGGUGGUGUCGUGAAUGAAUUGUCAUACCAAUUGGCACAUUCUUAUUCUCAACCUGUCGGUGGUCCUUUUAUUGCCGCAAGUGGACAUAUGCUCGGUGGUGCUUCGGCUUAUCGUGAAUGUAUUAUUGUCAGCGUCAAUAAUAAAUUGACUCCUAAUUUAGAUGAAUUCAUUAAUGUAAUGAAAACACUUCCAGAUGGUGCAAGAGUACCUAUAAGGUUUUAUUCCCUCUCUAAAAUUCAUAAAGAAUAUGUUACUAUUAUGAAUGUAGAUCGUCAUUGGCAUAAAUUCCAAGUAGCAGUUCGUGAUGAUACCACCGGUUUAUGGAAUUAUACUGAAAUGCCACCACCUCCGAUCAUUCAUUCAUAUGAACCGAUAACCGCAUCAUAUCAAACUUUACACGCCUCCUUAAGUCCUGCUGGGAAAGUUUGGCCUUCUGGACGGAAUGCUAAGAAAACAGGAAUUGGAGAUAUUUUUAUUACUUUUGGUAAUAGUGUAAUUAUACCGGGAAAAAUUCUUUAUCUCCAUCCUAUUUAUAAUUAUGCAGUUCUCACUUAUGACCCAAAACUCUUGGGUGAUACACCAGUUCGUGCGAUUGAAUUUAGUAAUAAAGAAUUAGAUCAAGGUGAUGAAGUAUAUCUUAUAAGUGUGGCAGGAGAUUCAUCACCUGUAAUGAAAAAAACCUAUGUAAAUCAUAUUGGUGAUGUCGAUACAAGAGAAUGUAACCCUCCUAGAUGGAGAGCUAUGAAUGUAGAAGGAAUAACUGUAGAUGACGCUAUAGGAACGCAGGUUUUAUGUGAAUCCAAUGGUAGAGUUCAAGCCAUUUGGCUUAAAUAUUCAUCCCAGAAUGAUAGUGAGAAUGACUACAUAUUUUAUUGUGGUCUUCCCAUAGCGAUAGUAUUAACUACUAUAGAAAUGAUUAAAGUUGGGAAAUAUCCACAAUUACGUGGAUUAAAUGUGGAAUUUUGGACACGAAGAAUAGCCACAGCUCGUGCUUAUGGGCUUUCUGCAGAAUGGAUAAAAAGAAUAGAAUCUGCGAAAAAUUCAAAACAUACCAUGUUAUACGUAUUAAAUAUAUUGGAUUUUACAAGUCCGGCUGGUAAACUUUUGAAAGUUGGUGACAUUGUAUUGAUGAUGAAUGGUCGUUUGGUGACUAGAAUGGCAGAUUUACCCCGUGCUUAUCAUCAAUCUGAAGAAGUAGAUAUGUUAAUAUUGCGGGAUGGUAAAGAAAUUAAUUUAAAGGUUGCGACGACACCUUAUCCAAAAAAGGAAACAAAACGGAUCGUUUGUUGGGCUGGUGCGCUUAUCCAAAUGCCGUACAAGGCAGUUUUAGAACAAGUACGUAAACCUCCUACGGGUGUAUACGUAUCUUGUACGCUCUAUGGAUCACCCGCAUCUAUCACAUUCCAUCCCGGUAUAUGGAUUGUUGAAGUGCAAGGAAGAAAGGUUCAUGAUUUAGAUUCCUUUUUAGAUGCUGUUCAUUUACAUGAAAAAGAACAGAAAGAAAAUGAAGAUAGUGAUGGAUAUGUUCGAAUAAAAACCAUUGAUAGAAGAGAUGUUACACAUGUGGUAGCGAUGAAGCUUGUUCCUCAUUAUUGGGACACGUGGGAAUUGAUGGAAGAUGAUAGUACACAAACAGGUUGGAGAGUUAAAUAUGAGACAAAAUCUUAG